Messenger RNA from Grammomys surdaster, 3303 nucleotides. It is a transcript of the gene Snx33, whose product is annotated as sorting nexin 33. Bases 1133 to 2857 code for a protein of 574 amino acids. The record is from RefSeq and is a predicted model, not a curated record. The transcript is spliced from 2 exons. Lineage: Eukaryota; Metazoa; Chordata; Mammalia; Rodentia; Muridae. Gene Ontology annotation, biological process: plasma membrane tubulation; endosomal transport; cleavage furrow formation. Gene Ontology annotation, molecular function: phosphatidylinositol binding; protein binding. Gene Ontology annotation, cellular component: plasma membrane; cytoplasmic vesicle.
UUUGUUUGUUUUGGAUCUGGCUUCCUGCUGGCAGCGCUGAAGGGCUGCGAGUGAGGAGUAAGGAGGCAAGAGGCUGGGGCUCAGCUACUCAGCUAGUCCCUCUCUGGUCGGAUCCAGAGGGCAUCGGGGAGAACGGAACCUACGGACGGACAAACACCCGGCCACGCCAUCUAUUCGACAGAGCUCUAUCUACCGACUGCUGUUGAGUGUUUGGGGGCACAUCAGGGGCGGGGGUGGUGAUGGUGGAGGUUUCUACUAGCGUUACUUCUGGACAGGGGUUCUGGGACUCCGAUCCGGGUCAGCUUCGUACUCCGAAACUGCCGAGGAAUUAGGCAAACAAAAGAGGCACUGAGAGAAAGAGGCCAGAAGUCCUCUGCGCCGCUUGUCGCGCCCCCUUGUUAUCUAGGGGUGGGGGCUGGCCUUUUGCAGGGCGGGAAGAGGGCACCAGAGCGGGCGGAGACGGGGUCGCACCCCCUAGGUCGAGGUAGUUAUCGGCCGGUUGUGCAAGCUUUGGCUCUUGUUUUCCUGGCCUGGCUCGUUUGGAGGCCGGACACAUCCACCCUUGGAAUUGGUUCAGGACUCUGCUGUUACUCUCCUUGCCCCUCUUGGAUUUUCUGGAUUCUUGAAGACGCGAUGGCCCGGGAGGAGAGAGGAAGGAGGAAGGAACAGAUCUCCAGAGGAAUGUGAGAGCCUCCCAAAGCCGGAGCAGCCACGAAGAGCAGAGAGCCAGGGGAGGCAGAACCUUGCCUGCGUUCCUGGGACCGUGGUCCGUGGGUAAUUCUCUUCUGUUGUACAACUGUGUUCUAGCGGAAAGUGUCUGUUGCAUUCCUCUAGCAGAGCUGUUUUCUCCAAGUCAUUUGACUUUUCUGCUUGUUGCGUGAGUAGGGAGAGACUCGCUCCUUUUCAGGAGCUGCAAAGGGAGAGGAGAAAGACUGGCCAUGACCGACUCCUCCCUGCUUACAGGCAGAUAUCCCAACGCGGUUUCUGGACCAUGGACACUUCUUUGACCAAAAGGCAGCUAGACAGCAUCUGUGCAUGCUGAGACUCUGCUUUUUUGGGGACACCCUGCUGAACAUCUCAGGUCCGGGCUAGGCAUUUUCCUCCCAGUCUUGACCUGACAGAUAGCUUAGCCAUGGCACUGAAAGGCCGAGCCCUCUAUGAUUUCCACAGCGAGAACAAGGAAGAAAUCAGCAUCCAGCAAGAUGAAGACCUGGUUGUUUUCAGUGAGACGUCACUGGAUGGUUGGCUGCAGGGACAGAACAGCCGUGGGGAGACAGGGCUCUUCCCUGCUUCUUACGUUGAGAUUGUCCGUCCCGGCAUCAGCACCAACCAUGUGGACUAUUCCAACAGUCCUGCAGGCUCCCUGGGCACCCAGGUGAGUUUGUAUAGCAGCCCUAGUAUGGCCAGCCCAGCCAGAAGUGGUGGGGGCAGCGGCUUCCUCUCAAACCAAGGAAGCUUUGAGGACGACGACGAUGACGACUGGGAUGACUGGGAUGAUGGAUGCACAGUGGUAGAAGAGCCACUGGCUGGUGGUUUAGGUACCAAUGGGCACCCUCCACUCAACCUCUCCUAUCCGGGUGCCUACCCCAACCAGCAUAUGGCUUUCCGACCCAAGGCACCCCUGGAAAGACAGGACAGUCUGGCAUCCGCCAAGCGGGGAAGUGUGGUAGGACGGAACCUCAAUCGUUUCUCGUGCUUUGUACGAUCUGGAGUGGAGGCCUUCAUCCUUGGUGAUGUGCCCAUGAUGGCCAAGAUUGCAGAGACAUACCCCAUUGAGAUGGGACCACGAGGCCCUCAGUGGAAGGCCAACCCCCACCCAUUUGCCUGCUCCAUAGAGGACCCCACCAAACAGACCAAGUUCAAAGGCAUUAAAAGCUACAUCUCCUACAAGCUUACCCCCACCCAUGCUGGCUCACCCGUUUACCGGCGCUACAAACACUUUGACUGGCUCUACAACCGCCUUCUACACAAGUUCACAGUGAUCUCAGUGCCCCACCUGCCCGAGAAGCAGGCCACGGGCCGCUUCGAGGAGGACUUCAUUGAGAAACGCAAACGAAGGCUCAUCCUCUGGAUGGACCAUAUGACCAGCCACCCUGUGCUCUCCCAGUAUGAGGGUUUCCAGCACUUCCUCAGCUGCCUGGAUGACAAGCAGUGGAAGAUGGGUAAGCGCAGAGCCGAGAAGGAUGAGAUGGUGGGUGCCAGUUUUCUGCUCACCUUCCAGAUCCCCACGGAACACCAGGACCUGCAGGAUGUAGAGGACCGCGUGGAUACGUUCAAGGCGUUCAGUAAGAAGAUGGAUGACAGCGUCCUACAGCUUAGCACUGUGGCAUCGGAACUGGUGCGGAAGCAUGUGGGAGGCUUCCGUAAGGAAUUCCAGAAGCUAGGAAGUGCCUUCCAGGCCAUUAGCCAUGCCUUCCAGAUGGACCCUCCCUUUAGGUCUGAGGCACUCAACAAUGCCAUUUCGCACACUGGCCGGACCUACGAAACUGUUGGAGAAAUGUUUGCUGAGCAGCCCAAGCACGACCUCUUCCAAAUGCUUGACACACUGUCUCUCUACCAGGGCCUACUCUCCAACUUCCCUGACAUUAUCCACCUGCAGAAAGGUGCCUUUGCUAAGGUGAAGGAAAGCCAGCGAAUGAGUGACGAGGGCCGCAUGGCUCAGGAAGAGGCAGAUGGCAUUCGCAGGCGCUGCCGUGUGGUAGGUUUCGCCCUGCAGGCCGAAAUGAACCACUUCCACCAGCGCCGUGAGCUCGACUUCAAGCACAUGAUGCAAAGCUACCUGCGCCAGCAGAUCCUUUUCUACCAGCGGGUAGGCCAGCAGCUGGAGAAGACCCUCCGCAUGUAUGACCACCUCUGACAGACGCUAACCAGCUAUGCAGGGCCUCUUCCCACCUGUCCACCCCACUCCUGUCAUUAGCAGUGGCUCUGGUGCCCAAGGCAGGUGAGGUGAGUGGCCUGUUCUUUCUAGGAGAAGACAAGGGACUUUUGAUAAGUCCUGGUAUCCCUGGAGUUCUUUUCCCUGACUUUAGAGAUGGAUGAAUAGUCCUCUGAGCCAAAGCCUGGACUGCUGGUCAGUCCCUAAAGAUCAAGCUUCUCUGGAGCCUAUAGUGCACCGUCACCUGGCCACCACACCCUGUUCAUUCCGUGGACUCCAUAGACUGCUGUGGCCUUGGCCGAGACAUUGGUGACCAAGGCUGGAACUUGUCUGUCCCAGAAAAGUUACUUUUCAAGAUGGAUACCAGACAAUGCAGAAUGACAGGUGACACUCAAAGAUUCAUGGAAACUCCUCAAAGGACCACAGAA